Molecule: messenger RNA, 1012 nt
Organism: Vicia villosa (hairy vetch)
Lineage: Eukaryota; Viridiplantae; Streptophyta; Magnoliopsida; Fabales; Fabaceae
Product: ras-related protein Rab11B-like
Exons: 2
Coding region: 183-830 (215 amino acids)
Cellular component (GO): endosome
Molecular function (GO): GTP binding; GTPase activity
Source: RefSeq, a predicted model, not a curated record
CGUGAAUUGUUUUCAUCAACAGUCGCCUACGUUUCCUUCCUUCCUUCCUUCCUCGUACACGCACUCCACACGUUUCUCUUUCUCUUUUCACAAAUUACCAUUUUUGAAGCAUUCAACUUUUUCACUCUCUCUACUUAAUUUCAACCCUUUUUCAUUUGAUUCAAUUUUCUUCGAUCUAUUCAAUGGGCGCCGCCGAUGAAGAAUACGAUUACUUGUUCAAGUUGGUUUUGAUCGGUGAUUCUGGUGUUGGGAAGUCUAAUCUGUUGUCGAGAUUUACGAGGAAUGAGUUUAAUUUGGAGUCUAAAUCUACUAUUGGUGUUGAGUUUGCGACCAGAAGUGUUAGGAUUCUUGAUAAGCUUGUUAAGGCUCAGAUUUGGGAUACUGCUGGACAAGAAAGAUAUCGUGCAAUCACAAGUGCUUACUACCGUGGAGCCGUUGGUGCACUGCUUGUGUACGACUCAACCAGGCACGUGACAUUUGAAAACGUGGAGAGAUGGUUGAAGGAGCUUCGAGAUCACACAGAUGCCUACGUUGUAAUCAUGCUCGUAGGAAACAAAACCGAUCUUCGACACUUGUGUGCCGUGUCCACAGAAGAAGCCACCGCAUUCGCUGAGAAAGAAAACAUAUAUUUCAUGGAAACUUCUGCACUCGAGUCCGUCAAUGUAGACAGUGCUUUUGUGGAAGUGCUCACUCAGAUAUACAAUGUCGUGAGUAAGAGGGCUCUUGAGAAAGAGAAUGGCUCUGCAUCAGUGCCUAAGGGAGAGACUAUCAAUAUUGGUAAAGAUGAUGUAUCAGAGGUUAAGAAGAGUACAUGCUGCAGUUCAGCAUAGUUUGAAUUGAAAGAAGAUCUUAGUUACAUAGUAAAAUUUUCAUUAUUUUGGAUCUAUAUGAAAUGUUUUGGUAUUUGAUUGAUACUUUUUUUUUUGUCAUUGAACAUUUUUGUUAUUUGUUGUGAGAAAGUCAUUGCUUUAUGAUGCGUUUUUGUUUAUUGAGAUACAUUGAUUUGCUACAA